This is a messenger RNA of Erinaceus europaeus (western European hedgehog), 2436 nucleotides long. RefSeq names its product angel homolog 2 (gene ANGEL2). The transcript is spliced from 10 exons. The record is from RefSeq and is a predicted model, not a curated record. The coding region runs from base 336 to 1901 and encodes 521 amino acids. Gene Ontology annotation, biological process: 3'-UTR-mediated mRNA stabilization. Gene Ontology annotation, molecular function: mRNA 3'-UTR binding; 3'-5'-RNA exonuclease activity. NCBI's taxonomy places the organism in Eukaryota, Metazoa, Chordata, Mammalia, Eulipotyphla, Erinaceidae.
AUGCUUUGCGGCCGGCCGGCGCGAGGCCGCAGGGUGAUGGCGCCGCCCGGGGCGCGUGGCGGCUGAGCCGGCGGUGGCCCGGAGCCCCGGGGAGGAUGGAAGCUUGGCGCUGUGUGAGGAGAGGCUACGGCCGCUGCUGUGUGGUGGGCAGAGGCCGCAAAUAAGUAAACGAGAGAAAAGAAGUCAGCCAAGAGAUGUGCCUUCGUGGAGUGUGACGAGCAUUGGGUUCUUAGCCGUGUCUGGAAACUGCAGCCUUGAGAGCAACUCCACAGACACCUCUGGACUGCAAGCCCAGGUCGGAGGAGCGAGCUGAUUCUCUCUGAUCACAAUACCCUAUGUUGCCCCACCAACAGAAGAGUCUGGGCAGAGACCGCACCACACCGUGGGAGAAGCCGCAGAGGUGCUGCUGGGGCAUACACAUUUCUGGCUGUGUGAGGUGGCCUGGGUGCCAUUCUCGCGCCCCGUACCCGUGCUUCAGCAGCUGGCAUUUCUCACUGCAUCGGACACCCACUUGUUUGUUUGAGUCUAGAAGUCAGUCUCGGUACUGGAGCUGGAGACCCGACCACCUGAGCCAGACAUCCUUGCUUCACCUCUCUAGUUACAGCAUGAGCUCUGAGGGAGGGGAGCCUUCAUCCAAACGAAGAAAGCACCAAGGCAUGAUAGAGCGGCACUGGGAGUAUGUGUAUACCCAGAGGAAAGAGGACGCCGAGCCCCUGCAAGACAAAGGUGACCCCGGAUGUGAAGACGGGGAGAGCAGGUUUGACUUCUCAGUGAUGUCCUAUAACAUACUUGCCCAGGACUUGCUGGAAGACAACGCCCACCUGUACAGACACUGCCGGCGGCCCGUCCUGCACUGGGCCUUUCGCUUCCCCAACAUCUUCCAGGAAAUAAAGCAUCUCGAUGCAGAUGUGCUUUGUCUGCAAGAAGUCCAAGAAGAUCACUAUGGAGCCGAGAUCAGGCCGAGUCUAGAGUCACUGGGCUACCACUGCGAAUACAAGAUGCGGACGGGCAGGAAGCCCGACGGCUGCGCCAUCUGCUUCAAGCACUCCAAGUUCUCCCUCUUGGCGGUGAGCCCUGUGGAGUUCUACCGCCGCGAUGUCCCCCUGCUGGACAGAGACAACGUGGGGCUGGUGUUGCUCCUGCGGCCCAGAGUCCCGAGCGCGGCCUCCCGGGCCAUCUGCGUGGCCAACACACACCUCUUGUACAAUCCCAGGCGGGGUGACAUCAAGCUGACCCAGCUGGCCAUGCUCCUGGCCGAGAUUGCCAGCGUGGCCCGCCAGACGGACGGCAGCUGCUGCCCCAUCGUCAUGUGUGGUGACUUCAAUUCAGUCCCCGGCUCUCCUCUCUACACCUUCAUACGGGACGGAAAGCUCAACUACGCGGGACUGGCCAUCGGAAAGGUCUCUGGCCAGGAGCAGUCUGCACGGGGCCAAAGAAUCCUAUCUAUUCCAAUCUGGCCCCCAAGCCUCGGAAUCUCCCAGAACUGUGUGUAUGAGCUACAGCAGGUCCCCAGAGCAGAGAAGACAGACACGGACCCAACACAGACAGAGCUGGACAAAGCAGAGGUCCUAGGGAUGCCCGAAAAGUCACCGUCCAGUCUGCGGCACCACUUCAGCCUGUCGUCGGCCUACUCGCACUACGUGCCCGGCACCGGGGUCCCAGAGGUCACCACCUGCCAUUCCCGCAGCGCCCUGACCGUGGACUACAUUUUCUACUCGGCGGACAAGGACGAGGCGGCCGGAAGGCCAGGAUCUGAAGUUGCUUUGGUUGGUGGCUUGAAACUUCUAGCGAGGCUGUCACUUCUCACAGAACAAGACUUGUGGACAGUUAAUGGACUCCCAAAUGAAAACAACUCUUCAGAUCACCUGCCUUUGUUGGCUAAGUUCAGGCUUGAGCUUUGACUCAAGAUUCUACCUGUACUUUCUUUUCCAACCUACAUUCUCUGUUAAGGAAUGUAAAGUCUUUUUUUUUUUUUUUUAAGAGUUUGCAUGUUUAUUUUUGCACUGUGGAACUUUGGAAGAAAUGGUAUUAAAAUACCUGAUAAAGGUAUCACAAGCAGCAAGUUUACAGCUUUUUAAUAAUUAAAUAUUUUUUUAGAUCAAAAUGUUCUUUACUGUAAAAAAAAUUUGUAAAUAUUUUUUAUUCUAAAUCCAGUAAAAUUGUCGAUGAUCUUUUUAAAAUAGUGCCCUCUUUAUAAAAAAAAAAAAUUACUGGGGCUGGGUGGUGGACACCUGGUUAGUGUGCAGGUUCGAGCCCCCAGUCCCCACCUGCGGGGGGGAAGCUCCACUAGAGGUGAAGCAGGGCUGCAGAGGUCUGUCUCUCCUUCUCCAUCUCCCCCUACCCUCUCCAUUUCUGGCUGUCUCUAGCCAAUAAAUAAGUAUAAUAAAAAUUUUUAAGAAUUUAUUAAAAAAUAAAAACUACUUUCUUUAAAGUGUU